Anopheles moucheti is the source of this 1617-nucleotide messenger RNA. RefSeq names its product lysophospholipase-like protein 1. The coding region runs from base 154 to 918 and encodes 254 amino acids. Gene Ontology annotation, cellular component: cytoplasm. The record is from RefSeq and is a predicted model, not a curated record. Gene Ontology annotation, biological process: protein depalmitoylation. Lineage: Eukaryota; Metazoa; Arthropoda; Insecta; Diptera; Culicidae. Gene Ontology annotation, molecular function: palmitoyl-(protein) hydrolase activity; carboxylic ester hydrolase activity. The transcript is spliced from 2 exons.
GAUACGAAGUUGGUAACCAAAUCGUAGCGACGUGUUUCCGUUCGAACGGUGUUUUUUUUUUAAGUUUUACCUUGAUCAGUCUCGGUCCUGCUGCCAGACUAUUACGUUCAUCUGUGAUAAGGCAUUACCUCAUAGAUAAAACUCAGCAUUGCAAUGAGGCUGAUAGAGAAGGUCUUUAAUCCUACGGGCAAAAAGCAUGCCGGAACGCUCAUAUUCUUCCACGGUUCUGGCGAUACAGGGAACGGUUUGACGGAAUGGAUACGAUUCCUUCUGGGUCGCGAUAUGGAAUUUCCGCACAUCAAGGUUAUCAUACCUACGGCACCGGUACAACCGUAUUCGCCGAUGGGAGGCGAAAAUUCGAAUGUAUGGUUCAACCGAAAGCGCAUCGAAAUGGACUGUCCCGAAAUUCGAACCUCGCUGGCCUCGAUAUACGACACCGUCAAUGAAAUGGUGGUGCGCGAGAUGGCCGCUGGAGUGCCAUUAAAUCGAAUCGUUGUCGGUGGCUUCUCGAUGGGUGGUGCAUUGGCAAUGCACACCGGUUACCAUCUGAACCGAGACUUGGGUGGCGUGUUUGCCAUCUCUUCAUUCCUCAACACCGGCAGCAUCGUGUACGAUUCGCUCGGUUGUAUUUCGGAUGACGAAAAGCUGCCGGAACUGUUGAUGAUGCACGGUGAACGGGACACACUAGUGCCGCUCGAAUGGGGCCAAACAACGUUCGACGAGCUGGCCAAACUUGGUGUACGGGGUCAGUUCGUGCCCCACCGGACCGCACUACACGAAAUCAAGAAAGAUCAACUACUGCGAGUUAUUGACUUUGUGCAGAAGAUCAUACCGGAACCGAUGGACGAUGUGUUCGAACCCACGCCAAAGUCCGAUACGACAAAGUCUACCAAAAGUAUAAAGAAAGGAAAGCUAUAAUAUUGUGCCCAGACAACACACACCUUAGGCAGCCCGAUUUUUUUCUCGAUAAGAUAAAACUCUUAUUUUGUUAUUGUUUUGUGCGUUUAUCAGCCUUGAAGUGAAGAUGUGUUGAACAAUGAUGCUGCGAAACAAAUAGAAUGUCUCACGACCAACGAUAAGGAAGUGUUUUGCGAUUAGCGGAAAUUUAGUUACUCCUGCAUUACGAUUUAAACAACCGGCAACCAACCGAUGCACACAUACGAAAUUCCGAAAAAACCCACACAACAUAGCGCAUCUAAAAAUAAGACUAAACGAAUUUGUUAAACGUGAUAUUGGGGGUGGUUACUAUUAUUAGUAUCCUCGUGGCAAAAUGCAUCGUGCAAUAAACCUUUAGGUGCAAGGUAAAAUAAACGUUCGGUUGUUUUUAUAUGACACAUCACACAUUCAAAUGAUAGGACCAAUGAAGAUCUUUGAAAAGGAUAACAAAAAUCUCAAAUCCCUGCUUUAUAGCUGUACAGUAUGCUUGAGAUAAUUAAAUCAAAGAAAAGUUAUUAAUACUGAAACCCAUUCGAGCGUUUGAUAUCUGAUGCCAAAUUGUAUCGCAUUAAAGGAUAUCGGUGUAUGUUGGCUGCAGAAAUAUUCCAUAACCGGUAACAAUGUAGCUCUAUAUUCCUAAAAAUCCUACUGAACAAAACUGAACGACUCGUCCACCAGUCG